Molecule: messenger RNA, 3612 nt
Organism: Aspergillus heteromorphus CBS 117.55
Lineage: Eukaryota; Fungi; Ascomycota; Eurotiomycetes; Eurotiales; Aspergillaceae
Gene: ireA
Product: bifunctional endoribonuclease/protein kinase IRE1
Exons: 2
Coding region: 154-3612 (1152 amino acids)
Biological process (GO): intrinsic apoptotic signaling pathway in response to endoplasmic reticulum stress; protein phosphorylation; IRE1-mediated unfolded protein response
Cellular component (GO): IRE1-TRAF2-ASK1 complex
Molecular function (GO): ATP binding; RNA endonuclease activity; protein serine/threonine kinase activity
Source: RefSeq, a predicted model, not a curated record
AUCCAAUUCUUCGUCUUCCUACCCCAUCCCAUCUAGUCCCUUCCCACGAGGAGACCGCUCGACUGAUGAUCCGUACGGUGCUACCGGAUUGUCUUCCAUCUCGUCUUAGUUUUAUUCCUCCCGGUCCGGCCCAUUGUAUUGGAGUCCCUCAGCAUGCGGUGGCGGCUGCCUGGCGCCCGGUCGACCCUCCCUGCCAGUGUCGCACUUCUUCUACUCCCUGUUCUUGUUGCUCCGCAGCAGUGGCAUGAACAGUACCAUGACCUUCCUUCCACCGUUUCUGUUCCGCUUCGACCAACCGGAUUCACCGCGGGAGUUGACUCUUCGCCUUCAUUCGAUGAUGUGAAAUCCAACGAUGCGAGCGCCCUAGCAACCUUGGCUCUGGCGGGCUCUGGCCGCGCCGUUCGAGCCCCUCCUACCCAGGCGAGCAGCCCUUCGGCUGGCCUGGCCCCGCAGCUUCACGCGCGGUCCUUGCAGGAUUGGGAGGUUGAGGAUUUUGUUUUGCUGGCGACCGUUGACGGCUCUAUUCACGCAUGCGACCGCAAGACCGGCACUGUCCGUUGGGCCCUCGAGGUCCCAAGUAGUCCCAUGGUCGAAAGCAUCUACCAUCGGGCCAAUCGAUCAAGCUUUGACCGCACGCAACCCGAGGAUGAUUUCAUAUGGAUCGUGGAGCCGAGCCAGGGCGGCAGUCUUUAUAUUUACAGCUCGGGUCCAGAUGCUGGGCUGCAGAAAUUGGGGCUGACUGUGAAGGAGUUGGUAGACGAGACUCCGUACUCGGGAACCGACCCUGCCGUUACCUAUACAGCUCGAAAAGAGACAACCCUCUAUACCGUCGAUGCACGGAUGGGAAGCAUCUUGCGGGUGUUCAGCUCUAGGGGCCCCAUCUUGUCAGGCCAGGAGUGCCGAAAGGUCGACGGCCUUGGUGAAGACAUGGACGAGUGCGAGUCUCCAUCCGGCACUCUGGUACUUGGCCGCAUCGAAUAUACAGUUGCCAUCCAGAAUACUGAAACAGGAGAUCCGAUAUGCACGUUAAAAUACUCGGAGUGGUCGGCCAAUAAUCGGGAUAUAGAUCUUCAGAGUCAGUACCUCCAUACAAUGGAUCAGAGUCACAUUUACAGCAUGCACGAUGGCGUGGUCUUGGGCUUCGACCAUUCUCGAAUGGACCGUCCUCGGUACACCCAGCGAUUCUCGAAUCCGGUGGUGCGGGUCUUCGACGUUGCUCGCCCAGCCGAUGUUGAUUCGCCCAAUGAGCCUACCCCUCUUGUUCUGCUUUCGCAGCCUUUGCAGCCUCCUAAUCCGGAACAUGUCUCGAUUGAUGAUCGUGACACUCGAGUUUUCAUCAACACCACCGAAGUUGGCGGUUGGUAUGCCAUGUCGGAGGAAACAUACCCACUUGUUACUGGCAGGGCGAAGAUGGCACAAUGCUACGAAAAGGACUAUCUCCGCCAUGGACAGCCAUUAACGAGCUUGAACUUGCCGCUGCAGCAAGACGCGUUAGCGGGAGUUCAUUCUCUCAAUGGUCCCCGAAUUAUCCGUCGUCAGAUCCCUAGCAUCUCCGCGCCUUCUUCGGCCGAGUUAUCCAACGACACACCCCGAGACUUGAUAUACAGCUCGUCUGAUUUGGCGCUUCCGCCCGGCCUCCGACACAGCGCCAUUAUUCGCAAGGGAUGGGAUAAUGCAGUCGACAUCUUCGUGACACUUUUGCUCUUGUUCUUCGGCACAUUCAUCUGGUUCAACUCCCAUCACAUCCAGGAGCUUGCUAAGCAGAAGCUCGAUCUUAAAAACAUCAUGGCAUCCUAUGGACAACCCCCUUUGUCCACCCCGUCGACCCCGAUUGUGGACGCUCCUCACCUGAAACACGAGGCCAGUCCCAACCGGUCCAUGACAAAUGUGACCAUCGACGUCAACGUCCCUGAAGAGCAGCAAGCGGGUGGUGAUGCCACACCGAAGCCUGCAAAAUUUCAGAACGCUCCUGCUCCCGACACGACUCCACGCGUCCGUAUUCGGGAACCUUCGCGGGGUCCGGAGGCCGAUGACGAUGUGGAAGACCUAAGCCUACAGGAUUCCGAGAAGCCCAAGAAGAAAGCUCGCCGAGGCCGCCGUGGUGGAAAAGCUCAUCGCCGAGGCAAAAAGCCCAAUGCGGAUGGUGACUCCGCCGAUGGCAUUGCCGAUGAAGCGAACGACCUUUCUCAGUCUCGCUUGGAACCUGACGUACAGUUGACUCGGACAGCGUCUCAUGAUGUCAUGGAGAUGGACGGCGUGCUCCAAAUAGGACGAUUGAGAGUAUCGACUGAUGUUGUACUAGGACAUGGAAGUCAUGGAACCGUGGUUUAUCAAGGAUCGUUCGAUGGACGAGACGUAGCUGUCAAGCGCAUGUUGGUGGAGUUCUAUGAUAUCGCGUCUCACGAAGUGGGCCUACUACAAGAGAGUGAUGACCACGGCAAUGUCAUCCGGUAUUAUUGUCGAGAGCAAGCGGCCGGGUUCCUCUACAUUGCCCUGGAGUUGUGUCCGGCCUCCUUACAAGAUGUUGUUGAACGCCCAUCCGGCUAUCCACAGUUGGUUCAGAGCGGCUUAGAUUUGCCCGAUGUCUUACGUCAAAUCACCGCAGGUGUUCGGUAUCUUCAUUCUUUGAAGAUUGUCCAUCGAGAUCUAAAACCACAAAACAUUCUCGUUGCAAUGCCCCGGGGACGCACCGGCUCGAGCUCAUUGCGGCUGCUUAUCUCGGAUUUCGGUCUGUGCAAGAAACUUGAGGAUAAUCAAAGCUCAUUCCGCGCAACUACGGCGCAUGCCGCAGGUACUUCCGGUUGGCGGGCUCCCGAACUCUUGGUGGACGAUGAUAUGACCCCAUCUAUGCAGAGCACCGAGUCUCAACAUACUGAAUCAUCUGAACCUGCCGUCGUGGACCCCCAAACGAAUCGGCGGGCCACUCGGGCGAUUGAUAUAUUCUCUUUGGGCUGCGUCUUCUACUACGUUCUCACGCGGGGCUGCCAUCCGUUCGACAAGAAUGGGAAGUUCAUGCGCGAGGCCAACAUCGUGAAGGGCAACUACAAUCUCGAUGAGCUCCAGCGCCUGGGUGACUAUGCCUUUGAGGCUGAAGAUCUUAUUCAGUCGAUGCUGUCGCUGGACCCUCGAAAACGACUUGAUACUAACUUUCCCAGUCCGGACGCUAGUACUGUCUUGACGCAUCCGUUCUUCUGGCCUCCAUCCGACCGUCUCAGCUUUUUGUGUGAUGUCUCAGACCACUUCGAAUUUGAGCCGCGAGACCCUCCCUCAGAUAACCUCUUAUGUCUCGAGUCGGUGUCCCCCCGCGUGAUGGGCCCAGACAUGGACUUUCUGCGACUUUUGCCUCGGGAGUUCAAGGACAGUUUAGGCAAGCAGCGCAAGUACACUGGGUCGAAGAUGCUAGACUUGUUGCGAGCUCUCCGGAACAAGCGCAAUCAUUACAAUGAUAUGCCGGAGCACCUCAAAGCGCAUAUCGGCGGCUUGCCUGAAGGGUAUCUUAAUUUCUGGACAAUACGGUUUCCCAGCCUUCUCAUGAGCUGCCACUGGGUCAUUGUGGAGUUGCGCUUGACGCGGACUGAUCGGUUCAAGAGAUACUUCACCGCGGUUGACUAG